GAUCUUCUCAUACUUCAGCAGUUUUUAUUUUGGUCUUUUGUUCCUCUACAGACAAUUAUUCGUCGAGCCUCCUUAUCCCAUCAUCUACUGGACUGGGAAAACAGUAGUUGUUACCGGUUCCAGUGGAGGGAUUGGAUUGGAAGCAGCAACACACUUCGUGCGAUUAGGGGCCCAGCGAGUAAUCAUCACUGCACGAGAUGACGAGAAAGGCAAGCAGGCGCGAAGGAUAAUUGAAUCAAUCACUGGGCGCCACGAUGUUGUCGAGUGCUGGGGUCUGGAGCUUAGUUCAUCCGACUCUGUCAAGAACUUUGUGAACAGGGCAAAUUGUCUUGACAGAUUAGAUGCAGUUGUAUGUAACGCUGCUGUGGCAACUCCGACUUUCAGACUAGUCGAUAGGGACGAGACCACUAUAACUGUCAAUGUGAUCAACACUUUCCUCCUCGCCUUUAUGUUGUUGCCGAGCCUGAAGAAAACAUCACGAAAUCAUGGGACCGUUGCUCAUUUGUCGUUCGUCUGCAGCGAGGUCAUCUUCCAUACCUCACUCACGGAGCUGGAAGCACCCAAUAUCCUGGGGGCGCUUCGAGAGAAGAGGACAGCCUACAUGUUGAGGAGGUACCAUAUCAGUAAAGUCAUGGCUGCUAUGAUAGUCCGCGAGUAUUUUGCGAGACAUCAAGACCACGACGAAGUCGUGGUCAAUUAUGUCAAUCCCGGACUAUGCCACUCGAAUCUUCUCCGGGAGUUGCCCACGCCUACCUAUAUAAUCAAGACCCUUUUAGCGCGCACCGCGGAGGUUGGAAGCAGAACGUUAGUGCAUGCUGCCUGUGUAGGGAGAGAGUCACACGGUCAAUAUUUGAGUGAUUCGGAGAUACGUGCACCACCAUAUAUCCUUUGCAGCAAGAGGGGCGUUGAGCUCCAGCGGAGAUUGUGGGAUGAACUUAUGGAUCGCUGGACCGAGAUCCAGCCCGAAAUACGACAAUAUGUUUAGACGCGCAGGGGCUUUUUGCUAUUCUUAAUG
Molecule: messenger RNA, 1015 nt
Organism: Paecilomyces variotii
Lineage: Eukaryota; Fungi; Ascomycota; Eurotiomycetes; Eurotiales; Thermoascaceae
Exons: 1
Coding region: 449-985 (178 amino acids)
Source: RefSeq, a predicted model, not a curated record